This is a messenger RNA of Aspergillus uvarum CBS 121591, 327 nucleotides long. RefSeq lists its product as uncharacterized. The record is from RefSeq and is a predicted model, not a curated record. Lineage: Eukaryota; Fungi; Ascomycota; Eurotiomycetes; Eurotiales; Aspergillaceae. The coding region runs from base 52 to 270 and encodes 72 amino acids. The transcript has a single exon.
CCGACAUGAAAAUCUUUCAAGUCUAGUCCAAUAGAAAUCCCGAUAAAGUUCAUGGUGAUGGGUACAGCCAAGCCCAGGAUACACCCUCCAGACUCCAGAGUCCACUGUGGGUUUCCCAGCUUAGUCCCCCUCCCCAGCCUCCUCCCUGCCGUAAGAUGUCUGCCGCUGACAUUGUGUGUCCCAAGAGCAAAUCAAGGAAACUGGGUAUGCACUGUACAGCAUUCUACUAAGCUGAGAUGUGAACUGAAGAUGCGAUCGCAUGGGCUAUAGCAUUGAUCAUUCGUCAAACUGCACAGCCAUUAGAUGGCUUGGACUACGAGCAGCAGC